CUGGCAGCUUGACAACACACACGGCCAAUUUUUGCGACACGAAUGAAUGCAGGUCAAUGACAUCCCAGAGCUUUUUGAGAUGCAAGUCGUUCAAGUCAUCCUCAGUGUCCUGUCUCUGCGACAGCUGCCCCGACUCGAAGUUAUCGCGUCUCGACCACGAAUAAUCUCCGACCGCGACCUGUCCGCGUCGGCGAUGCACUCACGGCGGCUAGUAACCUACGCAACAGCGGGUCCACUGGGAGACCUCGAUCAGGAGGUAUAGGCCCGCGAGUGCGCGCAAUCUAUCUCAUUCAACAUUGUCGUCUCUCCAUUGGUUUCAUUUUCCUGGCAGCGCCUACUCGGUUGGUGUGAGAGGUGCGAUUCGUCCAAUCUUUCUCGACCACUGAGUCGACCGCUGGAUUUGUCCUUUCGAAAAGUUCUCCCUGCUCUGCGCGUCUGCCUGCCUGCGCAAUUGAAGCCGUGUGAGCGAUUUUGUCUAUUUCUUCGUCUGUCUUGUUUCCGUCUGUCUUGUCAAAAUUUCUUUUUCGCCAUUUUGACGCCGCACAGACUUUGAUUCCUCGCCAACCUUCGUUAUUCGCAUCUAAACAUAGCAAGUGUUUGUUUCAUUUUCCCCGUAUCGCCGCCCAGAUUCUAGUUGAGACACGUCCAACUCCACUGGUCCUAAUUCUUGCGGCCUAUAAUUCAGGAUGAAAACGGUCAAAGACCAGAUGACGAUGACCCCUUUCCAGAAGCUUGAAGUUUCAGCUUUCCACUAAUGUCUCGAGAUUGGAAAACACAAUGAGAAACGGAAAAAUUGGAGGCUCUUGAUACCCGCUGGGGUGUUCCAUGCAAAAAGCAACCUCAGCCAUCAAAUUACCUACCGAUGCAACUCUGGCAACAACCAGGUCGCAUGCGGAACGGUCCAUAUUGCCAAAUGCCCUGAAGCCUAUCGCGCAGCUGGAAAAAAAUCUGGGUCUGCGGCUGACGUUUUUCUCUUGUCAUGUCUCAUUUUAAGCCCAGAAUGUGCACGGAAGCUAGCCGGAUCGACUACCGUAAAAGGCAAUGGUAGAGAGCCCCCAGGCACAGUUUAUUCUUGGACAUUCCAAAGGAGCCGACCCAUCACAACGUGUGCAGAGAACAAUACUAAGUUUUACCGUGUAUUCCGAGGAAGUCCAGCCUCCAUAUUCCUGGUUGCUAAGCAAAGGAGGUCCCACCAAUACCUGUCGCAACUGUACCGGCGUCUGUCAAACAGUCGGUCAUCUGGAUAACCCGGCGUUUGCUUGGAUGGCCCUUCGGGUCGACUUGCGGGAGAUAUGGUCCUGUCUUGGUUGCCAUUAUACGUUGUGUCGUCUGGUGUUUGCCUCGCCGGGAAACGUUUCGAGGCCUUCUAUAUAAGGUCAACCGCUCUCACCCUCCAUCAAGUCUUCUCUUGUUCAAUCCAUCCACAGCCUCAUCUUUCAGCCCGGUUUAUACCCUCUCUUUUCCAAUUCUUUUAGUUCUAGCCCCGGAGGCAAUUUCUUUCCACUUCACAGGUGAAGCCUUUGUUUUUUACAAAAUUUCUACUUUCCUUCACACUUCUUUUCACAAUGAAGACUCAGUCCGCGAUCAUUCUUGCGCUCAGCGCAACCGUCUCCGCCCACGGUGUGGUGGUCAAGAUGCUUGGUGAGAAUGGAGUCGAGAUGCCCGGUCUUACAGUUGCCGAUGGCACUCCUCGUGACUGCACCAGCAACGGCUGUGGCUCUCAGGCCGAUACUGCUAUCAUUCGCGACAGGGAGAUCCGACAGGGCGGAUCGCCUCUCGGCCGUACCCAGGGAGGCGGUCCCGUCGAUGCCGCUGUCAUGAUCAGGAACUUCAUGGGCGAGGGUGAAGCGCCUUCUAGCAACGCCACCGGUGUCGGUGAGGAGGACAACAUCCCGUCAAACGUCGGGGCUGGCAGAGGUGCUUCCAGGGGUGCUUCGAGGUUUGCUGCCGCCACCCGUGGCAGGUCUAUCGCCCUCGAGGAGGAUGAUGAGGAGACCGAGGAUAUUCCGCCCGUUUCGAGCAGCAACUUUGUCGCCCGCCAGCUUGGCAACCUCUUCAAGGGUCUGGGCGGUCUCGGAGGCGGCGGUGGCGUCAAGGCCCUGGGCGGCCCUGAGACCAUGGUCAAGGCCACCUUGGGCGAGGGGGCCAGCUCCGGUCUGCCGACAGUCGGCAAGGACGGCAUCAUCAAGAUGACGUUCCGCCAGAUCAACCAGGAUGGCGCAGGUCCCAUGAGCGCCGAUGUCGAUGGCACCUCGGGUGGUACCAAGGCCGAUGCUUUCCAACAAGCCGAGGUCGUCAAGGAUGUCCCGGGCCUUGGUAUCCAGGGUCUGAGCUUGGCCACCGCCACCGAGUUCCCGCUUGAGGUCAAGAUGCCUGCCGGCACGACCUGCGAGGCUACCGUCGCCGGUGUCAAGAACGUCUGCGUGGUCCGCGUCCGCAACGGUGCUGCUGCCGGUCCCUUCGGUGGCAGCGCUGCCUUUACCCAGAGCCCUGAAGCCCGCAAGCGUGCCAUCGCCUACAGGCUCCGCAAGCGCAUGUCGCUGGACAACCGCAACUAAGCGACUGCACUUCACGACAUUGAGUGCUUGCGCACUGUCGUCUUGAUCUGGCAUUCUAGCCCAAGCGGUCAUCGGAGCUAACCCUAGCUCACUGUUUUCUUUAUUGUGACGUUUGUAGAAGUGUGGUUGUAGGAUUUUGGAUUUUUUGGCCUCUCACGGUGUAUUACAUUCAUUGAUCGCCCGUCUAUGGGCAGUGUUUCCUGCUUGUCAUUCAUUUUCUUUCCCUUCUUCUAUAUCGCAUCCCUUACCUUUGAUAGGAUGGGCUCUGUUGAUCUUUCUUUUUGUAUUUUUACAUUUCACGAUACCAGGGCACUCAAUAAAACGGAGCAUGGCUUCCGCCAAGCAAAAAGCUGAUCAGUUGAAAUUUUUUGGUGACUCGCCCCUGUUUCCUCAUGUCUUGGAACAAUAAUGCAU
This is a messenger RNA of Pyricularia oryzae 70-15, 2972 nucleotides long. RefSeq names its product cell surface protein. Lineage: Eukaryota; Fungi; Ascomycota; Sordariomycetes; Magnaporthales; Pyriculariaceae. The transcript has 6 exons. The coding region runs from base 1566 to 2558 and encodes 330 amino acids. The record is from RefSeq and is a predicted model, not a curated record.